AUGCGAGUGAAUGACACAGAUUUGUUGAAAAUAUCUUGUCUUUCCUGUUUGCAUUGCAAAGAUGGAGGCAGAGGGAACGUGCCCCCGCUGUCACUCUCUGCUAAAUUUGAGGGGUCCUUUGCCUAUCUGACUGUGAGAGAUAGACUACCAACCAUACUCACAAAAGUGGUAGACUCUUUACAUCGUAAUAAAGACAAUUUCUUCAAAGAGUAUGGAAAGGAGGGCAUCCAGGCAGAGAAGAGAGCCAUCUCCUUCCUGUCCAAGCUGAGGAAUGAACUGCAGACAGACAAACCUGUGCUGCUUCUGACUGAUAAUGCUGAGGACACAGAGGCCUGGAAUGAAUACAUGGGUAGACAGCAGGACCUGAUGGAGGACGGGCAGCCUGUCAGCUGGUUCAAGUCACCAUGGCUUUAUAUGGAGUGCUACAUGUACCGAAGGAUCCAAGAGGCUCUGUAUAUGAAUCCCCCGAUGGAUAACUUUGACGGCUUUAAGGAGGGAAAGAUGCAAAGCUUCUUUGAAUCUCAACAAGCGAUUAAAUCUGUCUGUACAUACCUUCAGGAUCUCAUCACCAACAUGGAGAACAUGACUGAGUUGCAGCUGCGAGAGAAUUUUCUCAAGUUACUUCAGGUCUCUCUGUGGGGAAACAAGUGUGAUCUGUCCAUCUCCGCCGGUCAGGACAACUCUCAAAGGUCCAGUCCCAUCGAUUCUCUGUCUGAUCUCCAGCGCUUCAUCCUAGUGGAUGACUCCAACAUGGUUUGGUCAACGCUGAUUGCUGCUCAAGGGUCCGGAACCGCAGGGAAGAAGCAUGCAAGAGUGGACAUUGUUUUAGACAAUGCUGGUUUUGAGCUUGUUACCGAUCUGGUCCUUGCUGACUUCCUUGUUUCUGCCGGACUAGCCAAGCAAAUCCGAUUUCAUGGCAAGUCCAUGCCAUGGUUCCUCUCAGACGUCACCAAACAAGACUUUGAGUGGACCAUCAUGCAGACCAUGGCAGCCAAUCACAAGUGGAUGUCAGCUAGCGGUGUCCAAUGGAAGCAUUUCAUGAAGGAUGGCACCUGGUCCUACCACGACCACCCUUUUUGGACCAUGCCCCACGAGUUCUGCGACAUGGCGCUGGAUGCAGCUGAUCUCUACGGCAACCUCCAGGGCUCUGACCUGAUUCUCUUCAAAGGAGACCUGAACUACAGGAAGCUGACUGGCGACAGGAAGUGGGACCACACGGUUCUGUUCGAUCGGGCGUUGAGGGGGUUCCAGCCUGCCCCUCUCUGUAGUCUUAGGACACUGAAGGCUGAUGUUCAGGUGGGCUUGCAGCCGGGCCAGGCAGAGAAGCUCAACUCUCAGGAUCCACACUGGAUGACUAAUGGCAAAUAUGCUGUGGUUCAGUUUUCCAGUCCACAGAGAGAACGGUAGAGGUGUCUUUAAAAAUAAGAGAGUCCUCACUGAUGAGGGAAUUAUCAGGAAGCAAGUGAUGAUGUGAUAAAAUGCACUAAUUAAAGAUGCUGUUUCAAUUACCAACACGCCAAACAAAUGUGUUAUGAUGGUUUAGCUUUGCUUGUAUUUUUUUUUUAUCCAACACUUUUUUUUGCUUGGAAGCAAAUUAUUUAAUGAACCGUAACGCUUCUGCAUAUCAAACACUGAAUGUAAUAUGAAACUAAAUGAUGUACUUGUUGAUAGAACAAUGAAGGUUUGAAGAGAAACCUGGCUAUCUUUUGCUCAUAGUUUACAGUAUAUGGUUUUCUGUUUGUACUGCUGAUGUGUAUUGUCUAAAAGUACAGUUACAGUUAUUAAAGACAUUUAGACUUAUACAUCCAUAAAACUACACAGAUGUCUUGUUUGGUUGCUGUUAAAUGUUAUUGUGAGAACCUUUAGUGAGAAAUGUUUAUGUGUUUUAAAGUAUAUCAAAGAGGGGGUUUGUAGCCUAAUAGUUUGUGGGCUUUGUAUUGAUUACAUAAUUGAAAAAGAAAACAUUAAAGAAAUACUGUUUUAAUAAAACAAUUCUAGUAAAUUAAUGGCAAAACUGAAUGUAUGAUGACACAAAUUUAAAGGGGAAUUUCAUGAAAUGCAGAUGCGCAAACAAAUCCAAGGUUUUUGUUUUAGCCAAGCACUAAAUCACAAUUAUUUGCUAAUGUCAAUACAUGUUAACACAUUCUGUUUUCUGUCUGAUGAAAAUAUUGGCCAUACACCACAGUGUUUUUGUUUUUUCAUACUGCUCUUUAAAAACUGGUUUACUGUUAUGGGCUGUGUGGAGAAGUGCACCAAGAUUGUUUCUUUUUAAGCUUAUUUAUGAGCAAAUUGGAAACAGUUGCUAGUCAGGAUGCUUAUGUACACACAUUUGUUAAAAUGGUUAUUCUGUGUUUUGAAUGCAAUUGAACAAAGUUUGCAAAUUACAUUUUUCUUUAACUCUUACAAUGUAAUCGUAUUUAACAAUUCGUUCCAGAGAUACAGAUAUGAAAUUACGCUGGCAGAAAUGGUCAUGAUGACCCAUUCUGCUAUUUGAUCGGUCUUGUUUUUUUAGUUUUUUUUUUUAAGUUGUGUGUGGAUGCUUCCUGGGUUUUCCAAUGAGCCUUGCCUCUACAGAGCAGUAAAGAACCCUAAAAGUAGUGAUGUUACGUAAUAAGCACAUGAACGCUAUCUUUUUGUGUUUAGGGGUCAGCUGAGGACUGCAUGUAUGCGUUUUUUUUUUUUUUUUCCUGGAAAUCAAGGCCAUGGUUUGAUCUUUGAACUGUUCUAGUUCUCUUCUGGCAAGAGUUAAGCUCAGAUUUAGACCCUAAAGUUUUCAUUGUAAGAUCUAUUGUUGUUUAUGUAGUGUUUUUAAGCUGUAAGAAAUAAAUAUAGACAAAUAAAAAUCAGCUAAUGUUUUAA
Pimephales promelas (fathead minnow) is the source of this 2859-nucleotide messenger RNA. RefSeq names its product damage control phosphatase 1 (gene dcph1). Gene Ontology annotation, cellular component: nucleus. The record is from RefSeq and is a predicted model, not a curated record. Gene Ontology annotation, molecular function: phosphatase activity. NCBI's taxonomy places the organism in Eukaryota, Metazoa, Chordata, Actinopteri, Cypriniformes, Leuciscidae. Gene Ontology annotation, biological process: DNA damage response.